Molecule: messenger RNA, 1308 nt
Organism: Fulvia fulva
Lineage: Eukaryota; Fungi; Ascomycota; Dothideomycetes; Mycosphaerellales; Mycosphaerellaceae
Exons: 3
Coding region: 1-1308 (435 amino acids)
Cellular component (GO): cytoplasm; nucleus
Molecular function (GO): mRNA binding
Source: RefSeq, a predicted model, not a curated record
AUGUCGAUGCACGGGCUCUUCAUGAGCUGGCUUGCGAUCUGUCGUAUCGUGUGCCAGCUGUGCGAUGCGUUUAUAAACACGCCGUUGCUUCUCCUCUCUGACAGCUCUCACGCUUCCUCGCGAGGUCUGACUGCACUGAUCACUUCCUUCUUUCUCGAGGUCUUACCGCCGAGCCCCUCGUUUAUACGUCCCACGCCACACAGUCACCUGCACACAUGCUGGUGCGGACUCUUUGACAAUCACAUCUGGAGGCUUUGUGGAUUUAGCAUGUCAUCCUCUCGCGGUAAUGGGCCAUUUUUUGUUCACAUUGAAAAUCUCCCAGACAGAUACACAUGGCAGGAUCUGAAGGACAUGAUCAGAAGGCGCGCUGCCCAUGGCGUCUGGACAGACAUGGCUGUGUUGCCGAACGGUCAACCGGGUGGGAAGGGAUACGCCCGUAUCCAAAGAUCAAAUGAGGCAUCCGACCUCUACAAGUAUCUGACCCAGAAUAUCAUCGAAGGCCGAAGACUUCGAGUGCACCUAUGGGAUACCAGUGAAAUACCAGCCAACUUCAUUACAUGCAACUGCAACAACACCCAAAUCCAUCCAUCCGGCCAACAAAUCGCUCAAUGGGUCGCCCAACCCGGUUGGCAAACAUUCUCCGCCACAUCACCCAUCUCUAUGGCACAGCCCGCGCUAUACCCUCCACCGAGCACGAUGCCCACAAUGAUGCCUCCGUCAGUGCAGCAGCCGCCCAUGCAAUGGAGCGCAGAUCAGCUCACUUUGGCAAUGUCUAGGGUGGGCCUGGAUCCACGAAACCCUGCCGACGUUCAUCAGUAUACCAGGCAGGUAUGGUCGGUCCGUCAGGCGCCGCAACAACAGUACCAGGCACAAGGAGGCGCUCAGCAGUAUCCGCGGUACAUGGCGAAUUCAACAGGUCUACCAACAAACACCAGCCAAGGAGUGAUCAGGACUGAGGCACGUGGCAUCUUCAUCAGCGGAUUGAAUUUCAAGGCCUGCACUCGUGAUAUUGAGCUCCACUUCGGGGAAGCUGGGGAAGUGGUCAAAGUGGACCUCCAGAAAGAUCCACAAGGCAAAUCGAAGGGCAACGCCACCAUACAGUAUGCUUCGGCAGAGGCUGCACAGAGGGCGAUCGAGAUGUUUCACGGCGAAAGAUUCCAAAACAUGAGGAUGAACGUCCGGAGAGACAAAGAAGCAACGGCGAUCAACGCCCCGCAGCCUACAGGCACAGUCCAAUCAGCAGCUCGCAGGACAGAGCAGCCAACCAUUGUGAAUGGUAGCCAGGUGCGUCAAGCGAUGCGAGCAUGA